CACAGUCUCUAGCCUCAUCCUCUCGUACCACACACACAACACUCAUCUCAAAAUGAAAUCCGUGAUCGCAAUUGCUCUGCUGGUGUGCGCGGCGGCCGCCCUGCCUGUCGACCCCAAGGGAGCGGAGACCACAUCCCAGAACUUCGAUAACAUCGGAACCGGCCCCUUCGCCUUCAGUUUCCAGACAAGCGACGGCAAGUCAGUGUCCGCCGAAGGUCAGCUGAAGAACCUGGGUACCGAAGGCGAGGCCAUCGAGGUCCGCGGCCAGUACUCCUACAUCGGCGACGACGGUGUCACCUACACCAUCACCUACAUCGCCAAUGAACUCGGCUUCCAGCCCCAGGGCGCCCACAUCCCCUAAACCUGACGACCCUUGCACGUAUUAGCGCCUCAGCGCCUCCCAGCUCGCAGCUAACACCAGCCUCACUGCCGACUGACCACCAACACAGUCGCUUGUAUAUAGAGUGAUGAUUUAAUAUAAGUUAUUCGUUAUUAAUAA
Papilio polytes (common Mormon) is the source of this 499-nucleotide messenger RNA. RefSeq names its product flexible cuticle protein 12-like. Gene Ontology annotation, cellular component: chitin-based extracellular matrix. The coding region runs from base 53 to 361 and encodes 102 amino acids. Lineage: Eukaryota; Metazoa; Arthropoda; Insecta; Lepidoptera; Papilionidae. The record is from RefSeq and is a predicted model, not a curated record. The transcript has 3 exons. Gene Ontology annotation, molecular function: structural constituent of chitin-based larval cuticle.